CUCUCCCCCCACUCCGGAGUCACCAUGAGCUGGAGUUUCCUGACUCGUCUCUUGGAUGAGAUCUCCAACCAUUCCACCUUUGUGGGCAAGAUCUGGCUCACGCUGCUCAUCGUCUUCCGCAUUGUGUUGACGGCUGUAGGAGGCGAAUCCAUCUACUACGAUGAACAGAGCAAGUUUGUGUGCAAUACGCACCAGCCCGGUUGCGAAAAUGUGUGCUACGACGCUUUUGCGCCGCUCUCGCACAUCCGUUUCUGGGUCUUCCAGGUGAUCAUGAUCACCACCCCCACCGUCAUGUACCUGGGCUUUGCCAUGCACAAGAUUGCCCGCAUGGACGACGAGGAAUACAGGCCCCGUGGUAGGAGAAUGCCCAUGGUGAGCCUAGGGACCAACCGGAACUACGAGGAGGCGGAGGAUAAUGGUGAGGAGGAUCCCAUGAUUUCGGAGGAGAUUGAGGUGGAGAAGGAGAAGAAGAAAGAGGAGAAGCCCAACAAGAAGCAUGACGGGCGCCGGCGCAUCAAGCGCAAUGGCCUCAUGAAGGUGUACAUCUUCCAGCUGUUGUCGCGUGCUGCUUUCGAGGUCUCCUUCCUGUUCGGCCAGUAUAUCCUCUACGGCCUGAAGGUGUCUCCCUCGUACGUGUGCACACGCUCCCCCUGCCCGCACACGGUGGACUGCUUUGUGUCGCGCCCCACAGAGAAGACCAUCUUCUUGCUCAUCAUGUACGGGGUGAGUGCCCUCUGUCUGCUCUUUACCUUGCUGGAGAUCCUCCACCUGGGCUAUAGCGGCAUCCGGGACUGUCUCUGCCGCCCUCGUCCUCGCCCCCCAAUUCCCCACCAACUGGCUAGCCAGCGUCCAACACUAUGUGGCCACCGGGUGCCCACAGCUCCUCCGGGCUACAACACAGCUCUGAAGAAGGACCCCAAGGGCAUGCGGUUGGACUACAACCUGGGCGACUCGGGCCGUGAGUCGUUUGGGGACGAGACUUCACAGCGGGAGCUGGAGAGGCUGAGGAGGCACUUGAAGCUGGCCCAGCAGCACCUGGACCUGGCCCACCUGAACGAGGACACCAGCAGUCCGUCGCGGAGCAGCAGCCCCGAGUCCAACGGGACGGCCGUGGAGCAGAACCGCCUCAACUUUGCCCAGGAGAAGCAGAGCAGCACCUGCGAGAAAGGUUUGCGAGCCUAACUUCUUCAUUUGCCCACCUGGCCCUCUUAUGAUAUAUUCUCGCAUCUGGGACAGUGAGGGUAUGAAGGAGCAUUGUGUGGGAACAGGUGUUGUGUAUAUGUGACUCGAGGAGGAUUAAUUUCAGUAUUUAGGCCAGUGAACGCUCAACUGAAACAUGCCAAACUCAACGAGUAGGCUCUUCCUACCCAGCUACACUUGACCAUGUCUGAAGAUCCAAAGUGACCCAACUGUUUUCAGAACAUGCCUAUUAGUCUCUCAGGGCAGCUGUGCUGUUUUGUUGAACUUCCUUUAGUAGUUUGUAGUUAUUCCUCUUUGCUGGAGUUUAGAGGGGUCCAUCUCAAGUUGGCCUUGAACCUUAAACUGGAGUUUACAUUUCAGCCAUUCCAAGAGGGUAAGGGCAAGCAAAGUGUGUCACAAAACCAUGUCAAAUGAGUUUUUUUUGUGAGGAAUACGGAACCACAGUGAGUCAGUGUUUGAACUGGUAUGGUAAUAGACAAGGCUCUCUGCUGUUGAGCAUAAGAAAAGGUACUAAGUGGCCAAUUCAGAGGGUGUUGGUGAUAUUAUGGAGUGAAUAACUGUCUUCCAUGUGCAACAGCUUACAAUUAGUAAAUGGUUAAAACUGUGUGUCAACCACCAGUCAUAACUGUUAUAUUCGAGUUGUAGCACACCAACAGCAAUACGUAGUUUGCAGAAAUAACUUACAUUGAUCAUGAAACCCCCCCCCCCCCCAAAUCUGAUGCCAAGUCUGGGAACUGGAAGCCUUUUUUGGCACCUUUGUCCAAAGGAUCAAAAACCUGGGUAAUGCUUGAAUUCAUGUACAUUAUCUUGUAUGUUUAUGUAACACAUGCUUUUGAUACUGUUCUUUCAUUUAGUUUUAUAUGGUAAAUGUUUGGAUGAUGUUGACACUUGGAAGUGCAAAAGCCUUUAAGGCAGUGGUAUUCAAAGUUGUGGUCGUGCCCAAAUAGUUUUGUACACAUUUUUGUAUGGGACAAACAUUUUGAGAAAGAUGAUUAGGGAAAAAAAUUGUGUUCAGUAAAUGUAUCUAUUGGUUUCUUCAUUUUGAUAACCUUCAAUUCAUCACACUUUUAUCUCUUAUUUGUUGAUGUAAAGAUUGGAAUUCACCCCCAAAAAAUAUUUUAAGGUUGUCAUUAGAUUCGGUCGGGGUGGGGUUGCAAUACAUUUUUGCGAGGGUGGGGAAAUGGGCUCCCGCAAAUUU
This is a messenger RNA of Salvelinus namaycush (lake trout), 2398 nucleotides long. RefSeq names its product gap junction protein gamma 4b (gene gjc4b). The transcript is spliced from 2 exons. The record is from RefSeq and is a predicted model, not a curated record. Bases 25 to 1182 code for a protein of 385 amino acids. Gene Ontology annotation, cellular component: connexin complex. Gene Ontology annotation, biological process: cell communication. NCBI's taxonomy places the organism in Eukaryota, Metazoa, Chordata, Actinopteri, Salmoniformes, Salmonidae.